AUGCUGUUCAGUCAAGGAGUAAUUAAGGUUUUAGUGACUACAUCUACUCUUGCUUGGGGAGUAAACCUGCCUGCAUAUGCAGUUAUUGUACAUGGACAUACAUUUUAUAAUCCGCAUCUGGGCCAGUUUUCGGAUAUUUCAAUACUGGAUGUUUUACAAAUAUUUGGACGGGCAGGCCGGCCCCAAUAUGAUACAAAAGGCGAAGCCAUACUCAUGACCACAUCAAAAAAGAUGGAUCAGUACGUCGGAUUGCUCAAAAGAAGCAAGGAUAUAGAGAGCAAAAUGCUUUUUCAUGUUCCAGAAAACCUGAAUAGUGAGAUUUACUUGGGCCACGUGUCAUCGAUUGCGACUGCCUUAAAUUGGAUAAAGCACACAUUCUUAUAUGUCAGAAUGAUAAACAAUCCAGUAAAGUACGGUGUUUUGUCCGAAGAUGUGGGGCUCGAGGAGCAGGCACUAUCGGAAUACAUCUAUUUGACAGUUAGAAGACUUGAAGACUGUCAACUGAUAAAUAUUGACCGAAAGGAUUCAAACUACAACACCUGGACAUUCAAAUCGACAUUUUACGGACAAGUCUCUUCAAUUUAUUAUUUAAGCCACCUUACAAUGUAUACUUGGCUUAGUGAUGUUGAGUCGGUCAAUGACGAAGUAUCAUUGAUCAGCCUACUGCUUAGAUCAGAAGAGUUUAAGCAAAUAUCAGUCAGAAAAGAGGAAAUAGGCUAUCUUAAUGCUCUUCACGAGGAUCUUCUUCUCAGCUCUGUUAUAGGCUUUGAGUUUGAUGAAACUUCAGAAUCAAAGCUGUUAAUAUUGUUCAUUUCAUUUCUUUGUUUUAAGAAAAUGCAAACUUUUUCAUUGUCCUGCGAUACUGACUUUAUUGUUGAAAACAUGAAAAGAUUAAUCGCGGCAAUGCGCGAAGUUCUACUGCAUUUGAGAAGAUAUGAUUUGCUUUUGAUGGCACUUUUUUCUUGA
Messenger RNA from Vittaforma corneae ATCC 50505, 966 nucleotides. RefSeq lists its product as uncharacterized. The record is from RefSeq and is a predicted model, not a curated record. Gene Ontology annotation, cellular component: nucleus. NCBI's taxonomy places the organism in Eukaryota, Fungi, Microsporidia, Nosematidae. The transcript has a single exon. Bases 1 to 966 code for a protein of 321 amino acids.